AUGAAGAUUAGUAGAGUGUUCGUGCUGGCUUCCAUUUUGAGUAUAGCUUCCGCUUCACCAAGCUUGAAAAAAAGAGACGAGAGUCAGAAUGUCUUAACCGACCAAAUAUGGACCUCUACAUCAAGCGGGAAAAAGGUGGCAGUCACUCCUACUGCCAUUGAUGGUGUUACUGUAUCUGCAUCUCCAGUUACAGAUUCUGCCACAGCCUGGAAUUCUCUUGAUUCAUCUGGUAUUCCUUAUCGAGUUACUCCUUCAGUAUCAGACGGCAAAACCACCUCAGCUUCUCCAACUCCGACAAAUUCGGACUAUCCGGAAUCAACUGGUGGAGCUCCCCCUGUUCUUCGAUGUAUGAACGAUCGUGUUCCUUCAUCCAGCACUUCAGGUUAUCCGUUUUGCAUUAAAAACGGUACAGAGUUGGUUGUGGGAGAAACAUAUUGGAUUACAUGGGAUCCCACAUACUGGGGAGGAAGUGUUGAUCGUGUUCGGUUGCAAACCAUUACUUAUCCUUUAGAUGAUGACGCCGAUCCUUUGUUCAACAGCGAUUACAUCUCGAAUAACAACGGUUAUUACUCGUGGUAUGUCAAGUCUUCCUAUAAGAGCACAAGUGGCUACUUUUGGCUCACGAUUACCCCAUUAGUCAGCUCGGAUAACGAUCUAGAGCAUACUGGCACAAAGACAGGUCCACUUUUAAGAAUUAUAGAGUCUGCUUCCGAUGCCUCUAGUAAAAUUACUAGGUUGCCAUCCGAUAACGGGUCUGGAACUACAACAGCAUCCAAAUCCAACAAUAUCAAGACUAUUGUGCCUGCAGUUGUUGUUCCUGUUGUAGUGAUUCUAUUUAUUGCUGUUGCUGUUAUUCUUUACUUCAACCGUAUGAAAAAGAAAGGCGUCCAGCCUUCAGUUGGUGGCUUUUUCAGCACUAUCCGUAUGAAAGGCUCCAAAAGAUUAACUUCUUCCACCAAUGCUUCUACCAGAGUUCCAUCGAAUGUUUCUAUUGAAUCUUCGAUUGAUGAGCAUACUUUAAGAACCGAGUCUAUUUCAGAUAAUCCGUUUGCAGGUGAGCAAAGGCAGGCUUUAUAA
This is a messenger RNA of Brettanomyces bruxellensis, 1077 nucleotides long. RefSeq lists its product as uncharacterized. The transcript has a single exon. The record is from RefSeq and is a predicted model, not a curated record. NCBI's taxonomy places the organism in Eukaryota, Fungi, Ascomycota, Pichiomycetes, Pichiales, Pichiaceae. The coding region runs from base 1 to 1077 and encodes 358 amino acids.